Solanum pennellii is the source of this 588-nucleotide messenger RNA. RefSeq lists its product as uncharacterized. The record is from RefSeq and is a predicted model, not a curated record. NCBI's taxonomy places the organism in Eukaryota, Viridiplantae, Streptophyta, Magnoliopsida, Solanales, Solanaceae. The transcript is spliced from 2 exons. Bases 1 to 588 code for a protein of 195 amino acids. Gene Ontology annotation, molecular function: zinc ion binding; nucleic acid binding.
AUGACUAAUGAGGAGAUUAGAGAGGCUCUACUUGCUUUAGCUCGAUCCAUGAAUACUCAUGUGAAUAGGGGUAUUGAGCCUAGAGUGAAUGCUGUGGAGAUUACUAUGACCUCUAGAUUCAGAGACUUUGUGAGGAUGAAUCCUCCUAUUUUUCUUGACUCUAAGGCUUAUGUGUAUGCUCAAUCCAUUGAGGAGUCCAAGCUUAGUAGGAUUUCUAGAAACUUGAUGAGGAGUGGACCAAGUGAGAAAAACCAACCUAGGUUCAAGAAGAGGGCUCCAAUUCAAGAUGAACCUAGGGAUCCUAAGGUCAAACUUCAGAAGGGUAGUGGCUCUCAAAAUGGUAAGCUUAUUUGGGUUACUUGUGGGAAGAAGAACUAUGGGAAAUGUCUAGUUGGUAACGGGAAUUGCUUUGGAUGUGGUAAGGAUGGUCAUAAGGUGAGGGAUUGUCCUACUAUUGCGGCUAGAGGAAAAGAAGGCAAGAAAGUUCCUCCAAGUGUUCUAGAUGAUGAUGUUCCAAGGAAGAAUCGAUUCUAUGCAAUCUGGGCUAAAGGGUCAAAGCCAGAUGAAGAUGAUGUUGGUAAGUCAUAG